Messenger RNA from Cladophialophora bantiana CBS 173.52, 1491 nucleotides. RefSeq lists its product as uncharacterized. Gene Ontology annotation, molecular function: DNA-binding transcription factor activity, RNA polymerase II-specific; zinc ion binding. Bases 1 to 1491 code for a protein of 496 amino acids. The transcript is spliced from 3 exons. The record is from RefSeq and is a predicted model, not a curated record. Gene Ontology annotation, biological process: regulation of DNA-templated transcription. NCBI's taxonomy places the organism in Eukaryota, Fungi, Ascomycota, Eurotiomycetes, Chaetothyriales, Herpotrichiellaceae.
AUGCCACCACUACUCUCACAAGAGCAGCGACAGAGGAGAUGGGCCCCGAAAGUUAGAACUGGGUGCAAGACUUGCAACUGCGGGAUCCGACGAAAACGCUGCGACGAAGGGAAGCCAUAUUGUAUGAGAUGUGUGAAAGACAAAUUCCGUUGUGAUGGAUACGAACCGCCGAAGACCUGGUUGUUUGAGCCAUCUCACAAAGACAAGAGCGGCCUCCUUGAGCCAGAUGCCCGUUCGUUGCAGCCAUUGUGGCCAAAUAACCCUGACUAUGAUGGCUUUCGGACAGAUGACAAGUCUCUUACAUCCCCAGCGACGUCCAGCAAUAGCAAUCGGGCUUUCACCCAACUCUCCAGAUUGCUUCUCGAACCCUCGAGUCCAUGGACAACGGAUGUGGACCAAAGCUACACCCAGCUCUUCCUCCUUAAGACAGCUCCUCUUCUUUCUUCUACUAGAAGGUGGCACCACUUCUGGAGAUUCAUUAUCCCUCAAGCUGCUUGGGAGAACCCAUCAGUCCAUCAUGGAAUGGUGGCGGCUGCAGCGACUUUUGACUCCUAUCUAUCCGGCGCUGAUCACACCGCUUUGAUAUUGGAACAGAGGGCUCAGGCUAUCCGUGCAUUCACAUAUCGACCUCCUUCAUGGGAUGUCGCGUUGAUCGUCUGUCGAUUGUUCUCCUCGAUGGCUCAAUGCAACGAGGAUUUCAAAACCGCUAUGGUGCACAUGAAAAGCGGAGAGAAGAUGCUCAGGGAAGCGAUACAAAAUGGACAGACCCGGUCUGAAAUUGUUCGGUUAAUGGACGCGACGUUUAUGGGUCUGUCGGUCGAUGCAAAUAAUGAUGUAAAUGUCAUCAAACGAUUCCCUCCGGCAAAGCGCCGUGCUUUUCUCAAGCUCAAGAAUAUGGGUUCCGACUAUGCAAGGCUUCUACGGCGAAUAACGCAAGAGCACCACCGUGUCAUCGAAACUCCGACGCUUGGAUUCCUAUCAAUCGCUUCCACCACGAUGAACCAAGCGAUCAGCUCUACCAUGUACCCGGACAUAUUAGUGUUUUCUGGAGAUGAUGGAAUCGUCCCCGCAGCGGAGAUCCGCACUCAGUUGGCGCGGGAGGAUUCUGUGUUAAGUCUUGACGACAUGACAAAGAUGUAUCCAUCUUUAUUCUGUGGGCUAGAGGAAUAUUUCGAAGCGCAGGGUGUGGCCAGAGUUGCUCCCAUGCCAUCGUCUCUCGGCGACCUGAAGAAGCGACUUAAAGCGUUCGUGGAUAACUACGUCGUACGAGCAUUAGAAAUCGAGCCCCGAAUGAUGGCUGGCAUGUUCUGGCUCGACGAUGAAGCAAUUCCGGGGUGCUUGAUGGACAAUCACCUUGGUCGGCCUCAGAUUGGCAUUAGCCCAUCUCUCGGUCAAGAGCGUGCUUCCCGUCCGGAAGACCCUGUUCUACGCGAGAGAAGACAGUACUACCAUGAGGAUGUCUGUCAGUACAGGAGCGGCUUUAUGUGCUGA